Scatophagus argus is the source of this 2141-nucleotide messenger RNA. It is a transcript of the gene nudt8, whose product is annotated as nudix (nucleoside diphosphate linked moiety X)-type motif 8. Lineage: Eukaryota; Metazoa; Chordata; Actinopteri; Scatophagidae. Gene Ontology annotation, molecular function: coenzyme A diphosphatase activity. The transcript has 5 exons. The record is from RefSeq and is a predicted model, not a curated record. Bases 644 to 1924 code for a protein of 426 amino acids.
AAGACACUAACCUAGCUUUGUAUUUGACCAGUUGUAUGCUAACGUGUUAGCAGGCUAAUUAGCCUGCGUACACCCCGAACGCUGCUUUUAGAGCCAAAGAAGAUCAUCACGACUAGAAACAGUUUUAAACAGCUGUAGUUGGUAGUGGAGAAGACACAAAAGUGAUAAUUUAACGUAAUGCGAUGUUCAUAUAUAUCAGCGUCGCGUAAGCUUUAACUGGGAAGCUUUGAACUGGAAAGCCAAAGUUUUGAGUCCACAGUCGAAUAUUGUAAAUGGAACGCCCCUUGAAGUCUGAUUUCCGAUAGACUGUACCUCAAUCCCAAGAUGGAUCCUCCGUGCAUCUACCGUAAUGACAACUGCUGAAUAUAGUAGUUAAUAGUACCUUUUCUUAUUAUUUUUGUAUCAUUAAAUCAGUACUACCUACAUUUCAGUCCAGCUUGUACUUGUACAUUAUUAACGUUAUUAACAACUGGUAUUUCUAAUGCGGGUUAACCUGGUAGAAAAAUCCAUCUUUAUUUUUCCGACGUGAGUAACCAGUGUCGAUUGCCCAGCAUGUAAGGUGAAAUGAACGCACCACAGCUGAACUCUGCCGCUAACCUUACAUGACGUGCCAGGAUCCGUUUGAGAGCACUGAGAAACAGUAAUGUUUAGGGGUGCAGAGAUCCUGACUUGGUCUUGUGCUAUAAGACCACUGUUGUUACUGAGAGAGCCCCACCUUGCUCCUUUCUCUAAACGCACUUGUGCUGGAUGGCAGGGUGCAACAGCAGCGAAAGAAAGGACUUAUGAACGUGUCCAUGGAAAUAAGGAGGGGUCAUCAUCGUCCACAGAGACUUUGUCCCAUUCAACGCAGCUGUCUUCAUUUAGCUUGGACUGUGAUAAUCAGCAAGCUUCAUUUGAAAACCCCCUACCUAAAGCCAUUUUGUCCAGCCAUCAUCACCCUCCUCAGGUUUCUGCCUCUGCUAAGGACAAACAAGUGUUUGACUCUCAGAAAUGCACUGUAACAGAGGAUUUAAAGCAAAACCUGAAAGUUAUGAACAUUUACCGGGACUGUUUAAUCAACACUACUUGCCACCAGGCCUGGCAAAGGUCUUGGGACAUUUGCCAACCGUCAUGCAUUUUCACCAAGAAGACUCAGUGUAACUUUCUUCAAAGGUUUUUAUGUCAUAGACAGCACUUGGCCAGAUCUCUCUGCUUGUUGACACAUCAGCCAUGGAUUUUGAACCACUGUCACAGUCAACCACAACCCUCCAGUAUCUCUUUUCCUCAAAGCAGAGCUGUUCAUCCAGCUGCCUCUCACUUGGCAGAUACAUGGAGAGACUGUCUGUCCCCAGGGAAUGAAAACAGGUGUCGACAGAGCCUGCUGCCCAACUCGAAGCUGUACGAGGCAGACAAAGAGAGAAAGGGUUCAAAGAGCCAGGUGAAAUGGGCAUCGGUCCUGGUUUCUCUUUGCUCUGCUGACGGAGACCCGGCCUUUCUCUUUACUCUGCGCUCCAGCACACUGAAGGGCAGACACAAGGGAGAUGUCAGCUUUGCAGGAGGAAAGAGUGAUCCGUCAGACAGAGAUGUGGUGGCCACAGCGUUGAGAGAAGCCAGAGAGGAGUUGGGCGUUAAUGUGGCUAAAGAGAGUGUCUGGGGCAUCCUAAAGCCUCUCAGGGACAUGUCGGGGAUGAUGAUAGCUCCUGUGCUGGCUAACCUCGGCCCCUUAGAGGAGUUGUCCUUCAAACCAAACCCUGAAGAGGUGGAGGAGAUUUUCACCCUGUCGUUGUCCCACUUGUGCAACCCUCAGAACCGUGGAUACACUCACUUCCGUGUCGGCGACAAAUACGGAUACACCCUCCCGGUGUUUCGGAACGGGAAGCAUCGAGUGUGGGGCCUGACAGCCGUCGCCCUGGACCAUACUCUGAAACUCGUUGUUCCUUCUUAGAAACUCAAUCAUGCUUGCAGUAUUACAGCACAUCUAUCAUUAUUGUGAUGCAAAGAUCUUGUAAUCAAUCUUUGUGUUGCAAAAUCCUAUCAGGAAUCAAUGUGAAUACAAAAUAUUUUCAUUCCCCCAUUCUCAUUUAUGACUGGGAGAAUCACACUCAGGAGAAGCAUUUUGCCACUUGUGCACUUUCUGAUUUUCAGGUGUUUUUUUUAUCGUU